Messenger RNA from Etheostoma spectabile (orangethroat darter), 2494 nucleotides. It is a transcript of the gene pdia5, whose product is annotated as protein disulfide isomerase family A, member 5. Lineage: Eukaryota; Metazoa; Chordata; Actinopteri; Perciformes; Percidae. The coding region runs from base 40 to 1620 and encodes 526 amino acids. The record is from RefSeq and is a predicted model, not a curated record. Gene Ontology annotation, cellular component: endoplasmic reticulum. The transcript has 17 exons. Gene Ontology annotation, molecular function: protein disulfide isomerase activity. Gene Ontology annotation, biological process: protein folding.
ACCUAUUGCGCCUGCGUAUCCAGACGUGGCAACGGCAUCAUGGCCUCUUGGAACCGCCACGGGAGUCGAAUGAGAGAGGCGAAAAUGUUCAUGUUGGUGUUGCUGGUGUGGCCGGUGCUGGAGGCGGUGAAGGUGUCUCCUCUCAUAGAGAAGGUCAGCGACCACAAAGACUUCAAGAAGCUGCUCAGGACGAGAACCAACGUUCUGGUGGUCUACACCAAGACAGCUACAUCAGGCGACUCCCACCUGAAACUGCUCUCAGAUGUGGCCCAGACAGUAAAGGGCCAAGGGACUAUUGCCUGGGUCAACUGUGGAGACUCAGAGGGCCGUAAGCUCUGUAAGAAAGUGAAGGUGGACCCGAGCUCCAAACGCGGAGGAGCAGAGCUGCUGCAUUACAAAGAUGGGAUGUUCCACACAGAGUACAACCGGCCCGCCACCUUCAAAUCCAUGGUGACGUUCUUGAAAGACCCAUUGGGACCUCCACUGUGGGAGGAGAACCCUGAGGCAAAAGACAUCGUCCACAUAGAGACAGAAAAAGACUUCAGGAAGUUGCUGAAGAAAGAGGAGAGGCCGAUCCUUUUAAUGUUCUAUGCUCCCUGGUGCGGCGUUUGUAAGAGAAUGCAGCCCAUUUUUCAGCAAGCGGCAACAGAGACCAAAGGGAAAUAUGUACUGGCGGGGAUGAAUGUGCACCCAGCUGAGUUUGACGGCCUCAAGCAGGAGUACAACGUCAAAGGAUACCCGACCUUCUGCUACUUUGAGAAGGGGAAGUUCCUUUACCACUAUGAAAACUACGGAGCCACAGCUAAGGAUAUGGCAGACUGGAUGAAGAACCCUCAGCCCCCCCAGGCAAAGACCCCCGAGGUGCCGUGGACGGAGACAGACUCCCCAGUCUUCCACCUGACCGAUGAGUCCUUUGACAGCUUCCUGGAAGAACAUCCUGCAGCCCUGGUCAUGUUCUAUGCACCCUGGUGUGGACACUGCAAGAAGAUGAAGCCAGAGUAUGAUGAAGCUGCUGAAAUACUUAACAAGGGCACAGACAGUCCGGGUGUGUUGGCAGCAGUGGACUCCACAGUGCACAAGGCUGUGGGGGAGCGCUUCAAGAUCUCCGGCUUCCCAACCGUUAAGUAUUUUGAGAAAGGUGAGGACAAGUACACGCUGCCACAUCUCCGAAGCAAAGACAAGCUCAUCGAGUUCAUGCACAAUCCCCAGGCACCUCCACCACCAGAACAGUCUUGGGAAGACAAGCCGUCCAGCAUCAGCCAUCUUGGAUCAGAUGACUUCCGAGAGGCUCUGAAGAAGAAAAAACAUGCUCUGGUCAUGUUCUACGCUCCCUGGUGUCCGCACUGUAAAAACGCUGUUCCCCACUUCACCACGGCAGCAGAGCUCUUCAAAGAGGACCGCAAGAUUGUGUACGCUGCUGUGGACUGCACAAAAGGACAAAACCACGAGCUUUGUAAGCAGGAAGGUGUAGAGGGCUACCCGACAUUUAACCACUACAACUAUGGCAAGUUUGUGGAAAAAUACAAUGGAGAUCGGGGGGAGGCGGGCUUCAUAGGUUUCAUGCGCAGCCUAAGAGGACGUGAUCAGGAAAAGGUUGUCAAGAGAAAGGAGGAGCUCUGAGGGUGGCGUGCAGGUGCAGGGAGGGGGAGUUGCACUGCACAGUUUGUCAUUGCACUGUGACCCUUGACCCUGGCAAGGGCCCAAUCAGCACUGAUGUGGGAGACUUGAUGACCUCAGUGAAAGGCUAUUUUUUUAUACCGUGGUGAUCACAUUUGUAAUAAUACCAACAGAGUACCUACAGUGAGGCCGACCACUUCAGACUUCUUUUUUCAUGGAUAUUCUGAUGGGCAGAAAAAUACAUUGACAAAAAAAGUGAUUUUUUUUUUUUUUUUUUUUUUUGCCUAAACACUGUGACUAAAUAUGUGAAAAGCUACACCCUAUACAUUAUCUAUGCAAUGCCGACCCCCGCGUAGCUUUGCGGGGGUCUGUGUAACGGAUUGACACCCGUGGUGGUGGGCAUCAAUAGUUAAAAGGUGGAGGUCUGUCACUCCAUAGAGCUCCAAAUCCCGUCCCAUCUACCCUGCUCUGUCUCUAGAAAUAUACACCUGUUGGUACACCGUCACGUCAUGGUACACCUUCAUGUCUUAAGUCCAGAACCAUCCAGAAUAUUGCUUUGUUAUCCCCACAGAUCAGUUGGGAGAUAACUGCAUUUAAUAAAGCCUACUAUAGUGCUACUGUAGUAAUAAGGUACUGUAGCAAUGAAAUCAUGGCCAAAGGGUCAAUAUUCUGUAUUGUUCCUUGCUCUCAUAAUGAUAAGUUUUGCUUUUAGAAAGGACUUACAAAUUGUUGUUGGCUUAAAACGGUGGCCUUAAAGAUAUAAAGUGAAAACAUACUGGAAUUGCAGUAAUAGAAUAUGAUAAAAAGUGGAAGGCAAUCAGAGGCCUGGUGCCCUUACGAUUCCCCUCAUGGACCAGAGCAUGUCAGCGUAGAAAAA